This is a messenger RNA of Podarcis raffonei (Aeolian wall lizard), 2475 nucleotides long. It is a transcript of the gene CCNA2, whose product is annotated as cyclin A2. The transcript has 8 exons. Gene Ontology annotation, molecular function: cyclin-dependent protein serine/threonine kinase regulator activity. Bases 114 to 1367 code for a protein of 417 amino acids. NCBI's taxonomy places the organism in Eukaryota, Metazoa, Chordata, Lepidosauria, Squamata, Lacertidae. Gene Ontology annotation, biological process: regulation of cyclin-dependent protein serine/threonine kinase activity; mitotic cell cycle phase transition. The record is from RefSeq and is a predicted model, not a curated record. Gene Ontology annotation, cellular component: cytoplasm; nucleus; cyclin A2-CDK2 complex.
GCGGGCCCGAAAGAGAACGAGAGCGAAGCCGCCGAGCGAGGGUCCGUUCAGAGCAGCUCGGCUCGAGGCUCCCCGGUUCUGCAGUCGCCACCGCCGCCGCCGCGCUUAUCGCCAUGCUGACGGGAGCCGCUGCCGCCUCCCUGGCUCGGGAGAACCAGGAGAACGUGCCUCCGGGAGCGAAGGGCGACCCUCGGCUGGCGGGCGCUGCGCUGGGGACGCGGGUCGCUCUGGGGCUUCUGCGGGGCAACCGGGAGCCUCUCGUCCAGCCGCAGGCUUCCCACAGCCAAAUUCCAUGGAGUACCAAUGAUGAAAACUGCCUCGAUGUUCCCCUGGGCAAAAUGGGGAAUAAGCAGCCCCCUUUUACCAUCCAUAUGGAUGAGCCUGAUGUCACCAGGCAGAAAAAACGUAUGAUGUCGAAAAGGAUGCCUUCAAGUGAAGAGGCCCUAGGCUUGAAGACGGCAGUAGCUUCAAUGGGAAUCAGGAAACCUCUGACACCUAUAGAUAACCCAAUGGAUCUGAGCUUCGGAUCUCCAAGUAUUAUGGAUAUGUCAAUAGUCCAAGAAACGGAACAGAGAAUUAAUGUUAACCAUGUACCAGACUACAUUGAAGAUAUCUAUAAGUAUCUUAGGGAAAUGGAGGUGAAAUGCAAGCCCAAAGCAGGUUACAUGAAGAAGCAGCCAGACAUCACAAACAAUAUGCGGGCUAUUCUUGUGGACUGGCUAGUGGAGGUUGGCGAAGAGUACAAGCUCCAAAAUGAAACUUUGCACUUGGCGGUAAACUACAUUGACAGGUUUCUGUCUUCAAUGUCAGUGCUAAGAGGGAAACUUCAACUUCUGGGAACUGCUGCCAUGCUAUUGGCAUCAAAGUUUGAAGAAAUCUACCCUCCUGAAGUAGCAGAAUUUGUAUAUAUCACAGAUGACACUUACACAAAGAAACAAGUCCUCAGGAUGGAGCACUUAGUUCUGAAAGUCCUUUCAUUUGAUCUGGCAGCGCCUACUAUAAACCAGUUCCUUUCUCAAUACUUCUUGCAUCAGCCAGCUAGCUCCCAAGUGGAAAACCUGGCAACGUACUUGGGAGAACUGAGUUUAAUUGAUGCUGAGACAUACCUGAAAUAUUUGCCAUCAGUAAUUGCUGCCGCAGCAUUUCAUACAGCAAACUAUACUAUUUCUGGAAAAACUUGGACUGACUCUCUUGCUGAAGUUACGGGAUACACAAUUGAAAGUCUUAAGCCUUGUAUAAUGGACCUCCACAAGACUUACCAGACAGCGGCACAGCAUACGCAACAGUCUAUACGGGAGAAAUACAAGGCUGUAAAGUACCAUGCAGUAUCACUCAUUGACCCGCCAGAGACACUAAUCUUAUCAUAACAAUCAAACUUGACAUCUCAAAGGUGUAUAUUACCUGUAAUGGCAACUGUACAGUUUUAAACUUUUAUUUAGACUUCAAUCACUCUGGUAUAUUACCAUAGAAAAUUGUGAAGUUUUCUACUUUUAUAAUGUUUUAAUGUAAACUUUUGUACAUGCAAUCUUGUUCUAAAUACUUAGGUGACGCGCCUUUAAAAGUUCUGUUGAAACAGACUUAAACCAUCAGGUCAACCACUUAAGUACUGCUGACCCUUUUUUAAAAAUAAGAGCAUGUAAGUAGGGAUUCUGACUCUAAAUGUCAAAUCAAGAAAAUUCAAUAGAGUCUGUCUGCAUACUUGAAAUACUAAUAGGAAGGAAGGUUCAGUCUAUUCAGACUCCUAUAUACAAUUAAGUUGCAACAGUAUAUUUGGGAAAGUCAACUAAUGCUUAACAUAAUUUAAGAGUGACGCUACUUUUUACAGUUCUGAGUAGCCAUUAAGAAUGUUGACUGGUUAUUAUAUGUUUGUGCCUGCUGGUGGCAGUAGUGCCACUUAAGUUCAUGCUGCUACAGUAGCUUAUGAAACGCUGCAUUAAUGAUUUUCACUCUAACCCACAGAAACGGAGUCUUGAAAACAAGGGCAAGAAAUAGCAUUCUUUUCACAGGAAGGCUAUAUAGACAGCUAUUGCUGUCUGAAAACUGUCUUGGCUUGUACUCUUGAGGUCACAAAUUGAAACUACUUAAUGUGUCGCCUAUUUGAGCAUGCCAAACUAUAACCUAGACGUAAAGGCCAUGGAUUUGGUGCUAGAAGUAGCACAGAGCUGAACAGUGAUCUCAACUCAUGCAUACUGCUCUGCAAUCCAACUGCAGCUAGCAAAGGUCCUAGGCUUGGGUAGCUGUUCAAAUGUGAUAUGUAUUGAUACAGGGUAGAAGUAGUGGGUCUGCUGUACAAACUAAGCCCUGGUUUGAAAGGUUUUCUAUAUUUGUAAGGGUGGCUAACUUUUAUAUUCAUAUUUAAGUAGGAUUUUCUGUAAGAUAGGAUACUGCUUCACAUGUGCUCACAGCAAACCAAUUGCAUGUAAAGACCUACGUGUAAACCAUCUUGAAGCUGGUCAAUAAAAUCCUGAAAGAGGA